Molecule: messenger RNA, 2078 nt
Organism: Melanotaenia boesemani (Boeseman's rainbowfish)
Lineage: Eukaryota; Metazoa; Chordata; Actinopteri; Atheriniformes; Melanotaeniidae
Product: G2/M phase-specific E3 ubiquitin-protein ligase-like
Exons: 12
Coding region: 93-1598 (501 amino acids)
Molecular function (GO): ubiquitin-protein transferase activity
Source: RefSeq, a predicted model, not a curated record
AUGAACACAUUAACACAAAUACACCACAGCGUCAGGAUCAUGGUGCGGUGGAGUCCGCGGCCAGAAACCUAGUAUCUCUGUUACUCAACACCAUGGCUUCAAAUGCUUCUCCAAGUUCAGCAGUGUUGGGACAGCAUGAGACCAGAAAUGUAACAGUACAGCAAGAAAUGUCACGAGCUUUUCCAGGAUAUUUCAAAUCAAACUUCAACCGUGGUAAAAAGAGGCUCUUACUUUCCACCAAGCAGCUUGCUAAAACAACUAGUAAGAUCGUCGCCCUGAAUUUUUAUCUGCUGCAAAAAAACACAUCCCAUACUCCAAUGCCAGCUGAGGAGCUUGAACUCCUUCAAGCUGGCAUGGGACGGCAAACGGUGUCCCUUCCAGAUGACGGUGACCAUGCAGAGAUCUCAAGACUACUGACAGAAACAUUUCCAAAAAUGGAAAAUCUUUGUGGAGGAUGGCUCUUACAUAAAGCAACCGGUGGCAGUGGUCGACGAAAACUGACAAUAAUUCCUCCAGAAGCAGAAGGAUAUUCUGUUAAAGCUCUGAAAGCUGUGUCAGCAGGUGGCAAAGCUUCUCCUGCUAGUGUCUUAAAAGUGGUGUUCAUUGGUGAGGCGGGCAUUGAUACAGGUGCACUUAAGAAGGAGUUUUUGACUGAUAUGAUUUCAGGUAUUGAACGCAGAUUCUUUGAGGGACCUGGGAACCAAGGUAAAAACCCCAGGUACUCUCUAUCAGACCUUGACAAUGAAAAUUUCAGAACUAUCGGUGAAAUCAUGUCUGUCAGUCUUGCUCAAGGUGGUCCGGCUCCAGCUUUUUUUAAAGAGUGGGGUUACAAUUUCCUCUGCACUGGGGAAGUGGAUUUCAGCUCUCUUUCAACAGACGAUGUGGCAGAUCACGAAUCUUCCACACUCAUCAGCAGGGUUGAAAAUGCAGCAGAUACACAGACUCUGCUUCUGUGGGCUGAUGAAAUUAUAAGCUGUGGAUAUACCAGCAAGAUCACACAUGAUAGAAAAGAAAGCAUCAUUCGGGCUAUUGUCCUCCACUCCACAACGAGACUGAUUCCAAUGCUGCAACAACUGAGAAAGGGUAUGGAACUGUAUGGUCUCCUGAACUUGAUGUCUACAAACCGGGAAGCUUGCCAUGGUCUCUUUGUUCCUGGGAAGAUCAUCAAACCAGAUGCUGAUUUCAUGAUGAUGAACUGCAAGCCACAAUUCAGUGAGAAGGGAACAUCAAAGGAGAGGACAGAGAGGAAGAUCAUAAACUUUUUGCAAGAUUACUUGCAGGAGCUUGACAUCAGAGAUGGUGAAGGAGAAUCAGCAGGUGAGGAGGUGGAUUCCCUUAAAGUCCAUCAUGUGCUCCAGUGGAUGACGGGGCAGUCCCACAUUCCCAUACUGCCAGAUGAAAAGAGACAUUUCAAAAUAACAUGUAACUUUGACCAUCAAUGCCAACAGCGACUUGGAGAUCACAUCAUCUGUUACCCAGUUGUGAGUGCAUGCACUCAUACUGUCACUUUUCCAGUACAACAUUUAAACACGUAUGAUGACUUUAGAAAACUCAUGAGUGAAGCAGUUAGAUAUGGUGGAGGAUUCCACAGAGUUUAGUUACAAACAAGGUUUUGAUGAAAAAUUAAUUAAGGCUUUUCCUAAACAGCUGCUGUUGGAAUAUGUUCAAAGCUGUUUUAAAAAGACAAAAGAAAAGAGUUAUUUGUUAGCACUUUAUUUUACAUUUUUUUCAGCACUUUGAAGUGUCCUUACUUUAUUCUCUUGAGUGUAUCAAGUGAAAAAAAUAUUAAUUUUGACCCCCAUCUUGGUUGGGAUUUUAGUUUAAACUGUAUUAAUAAUCAAACUGCCCAAAGGAAAAAAAAACAGUUUUGAUGUAUUUUAGGUUUCAUAUUGAUUGCACCUGUUUCAGAAGUGUACAAGUUUGUUUUUAUUCCUUUGUAGUACCUGUAAAAAUACAAACUAUCGUGUUGAUGUUUCCAUUGGCAACGUCACAACAGUUGUUCCUGUUAGUAGAACAUCCUACUGAAACCUAACAAUGUACAGUACCAUGCUUUUAUGGGUUUAGGUCAUCAAGAGUAU